Molecule: messenger RNA, 945 nt
Organism: Suncus etruscus (white-toothed pygmy shrew)
Lineage: Eukaryota; Metazoa; Chordata; Mammalia; Eulipotyphla; Soricidae
Product: olfactory receptor 56A3-like
Exons: 1
Coding region: 1-945 (314 amino acids)
Biological process (GO): G protein-coupled receptor signaling pathway
Cellular component (GO): membrane
Molecular function (GO): G protein-coupled receptor activity; olfactory receptor activity
Source: RefSeq, a predicted model, not a curated record
AUGCUAUAUAACAAUGAUUCCCUCUCUGCUGAAGUCUCUGAAUUCCUGCUGAAUUGUUUUGUCAGGGACCCCAUCUGGCAGCAUUGGCUGACCUGGCCCCUCACCCUGCUUUUCCUCCUGGCCAUGGGGGCCAAUGCCACCCUAUUAAUCACCAUUUGGUUGGAAUCCUCUCUGCAUGAGCCACUGUAUUAUAUGCUCAGCCUUCUCUCUACGCUGGACAUUGUGCUCUGUCUCACUGUCAUACCCAAGGUCCUGGCCAUUUUCUGGUUUGAUCUCAGGUCAAUCAGCUUCUCUGCAUGUUUCCUUCAGAUGUUUAUCAUGAAUAAUUUUCUACCCAUGGAAUCAUGCACUUUCCUGGUCAUGGCCUAUGACCGUUAUGUGGCCAUCUGCAAACCUCUUCAUUAUUCAGCCAUAAUCACCGACCAGUUUGUGGCAAAGGCUGUUGUUUUUGUCCUCCUCAGAAAUACAUUUAUGUGUGCACCUAUUCCCAUCCUCUCUGCUCGUCUCCAUUAUUGUGGAAAAAAUAUAAUUGAUAAUUGUAUAUGUGCCAAUCUCUCCGUGUCCAAGCUCUCCUGUGACAACAUUAAACUUAACAAAAUAUACCAGCUAAUUGCAGCCUGGAGUCUGAUAGGCUCUGAUCUCGUCCUAAUUUUCCUCUCUUAUACUUUCAUUCUUCGAGCUGUCCUAAGACUCAAAGCAAAAGGAGCAGCAGCCAAAGCACUGAGCACUUGUGGCUCCCACUUCAUUCUUAUUCUCUUCUUCAGCACUAUCCUGCUCGUUUUUAUAUUUACGCAUAUGAUCAAGAAAAAGGUUUCUCCUGAGAUCCCUGUGCUGCUUAAUGUUUUGCACCAUGUAAUUCCUGCAGCUCUCAAUCCCAUUGUCUAUGGGGUACGAACUCAAGAGAUUAAGCAGGGGAUUUGGAAAUUACUGAAGAGAAAGAGGUAA